Molecule: messenger RNA, 2206 nt
Organism: Drosophila nasuta
Lineage: Eukaryota; Metazoa; Arthropoda; Insecta; Diptera; Drosophilidae
Product: 3'-5' ssDNA/RNA exonuclease TatD
Exons: 4
Coding region: 260-1234 (324 amino acids)
Cellular component (GO): cytosol
Molecular function (GO): single-stranded DNA 3'-5' DNA exonuclease activity
Source: RefSeq, a predicted model, not a curated record
GCCAGCAGUCGUAGUUUUGUCGGGAUUGUUUUUAUUUUUGUUAAUUUUCAACGUUUUUUCAAUUGUUAAUUGUUUAAUUGGUCAUUAUUUUCAAAAUUCCAAUAUAAAGAGCGAAAACUUCUCCGCGGUUCUCACAACCGAAGCGACUCCUUGCGCGUAACAAAAGCUAAUUAAAUUACACAAAAAGACAAAGCAUCUUCUCUUGUCUACGUCAUUUGCUAUUUUCGUACCACUCAACAACAAAUUAUUCUCCUCUAUUAUGGAACAACAAAAACAAAAUGAGGUGGUAGUGGCCGCAACUCCCACCACAGCACUGGGAGCUCUCGGAGAGGAACAACUGGACAUCGAUGAUAGCAUGAAGCACUGUUUUGAGAACCUCAUUGUUAUUGACGUAGGCGCAAAUUUGACCAACAAAAAGUAUAGCCGUGAUCUGGAUUCCGUUGUUCAAAGAGCAAGAGACGCAGGUGUUCAGAAAUUAAUGGUGCACGGCACUUCGGUCAAAUCGAGCAAGGAAGCGCUGCGCCUCUCGCGCAUUUAUCCCGACAUAAUCUACUCGACUGCUGGCAUUCAUCCGCACGACUCAAAGUCCAUUGUGGAGGAGCCGUCCACAUGGUUCGACUUUGAGCAUAUUGCACAGGCGCCGGAGUGCGUAGCCGUUGGUCCAUGCGGUCUGGACUAUCAGCGCGAUUUCUCCGAACCUGAUGUGCAAAAACAGAUAUUUGCCAAGCAAUUGCAGCUGGCAAUUCGUCUGAAUAAACCUCUGCUAAUCCACGAGCGAGCGGCUCAACACGAUGUACUCGAAAUACUCGACAAAUUCGAGAAUCUACCGCCUGUGAUUAUUAGAGGUUUUAUGGGCACAGCCGAGGAGGCACUCAAGUAUUUGGAUCGACGAUUCUACAUCAGUUUAACUGGCUACUUGUGCAAGGACAAAUCAGAUACCGGCGUACGCAGGCUGCUUGAUAAUGGCACGCUUCCACUGGACAGACUGCUGGUUGAGACAGAUGCACCGUUUAUGUAUCCUAAUACGAGAGCUUCCAAGUUACCGCAGCAUGUCAAGAGUGGCAUUACGGAACGUUCCUUACUUUACUUGCACAGAUAUUGCACCUUUCAACGUAAUGAGCCUUGCAGCCUGCCCGCAAUUGUGGAAAUGAUCGCGGCAUUCAUGAAGAAAACGCCGGAUGAAGUCGCCUUGGCUACGGCCUUCAAUGCCCUUAAGCUUUUUGGCUUGUCCUAAAAAUGAUGGUGCCGUAUUAGAAAUGAAUUGAGCCUGAGACUCAUACCAUGUGCCUUAACUACUAAUCGAAUUCAGGAUGUACUUGUCCUGACACCUUAACACAUAAACACACAGCGAACUAUAAACACACACAUACACAACUACGACGCAUUCGCAUGCAUGAUACGUAUACAUGUAUACAAACUAUCACAUACUCCUAAUCCCUUCCCCUAUCAUUAGUAGUUCGAAUUUUGGAUGAGAGAUCGCAGAGAAGUAGCUUUUAAGUUGUUGGUAUACCAUAAACAAACGUGUUGUUUAUUUGAAUACUCCCCAAGAAGGAAAUGAAAUAGGUGCCGAGGUGAUGUCAAGUGAUCUGAACAAUUUGCACUCGUUCACUAUUUUCACACAUCGUGACGCGGCUUCAUUAGGCGUCUCUAAAUGUUAAAUGCUGCAGUUUACAUGUAUGUAUUUGUUUUUUUCUUUGUGGUCGUAUAUAUUCUUUUUAAUUUAGUAGUGCUUAAGGUUUAUUUUAGCUUCAGUUUUUUGUCUGUAUUUACAGACCUGCCUAUUAAGUCUUUUUGUUAAGUUAAAUAGCAUCUACACAUAGUAUAAUUUUUUGUAAAUAUUUAUUUUUGUUGUUCGUUGCAAAUGACUGCGAUUCGAAGAGAUUUCUGAUUGUGAGAUGAAUAUGAGAUGAUUUUGGUAAACGUGAUGUGAUCAUUUUAUGAGCUAUAUACUAUAUAUAUAUAUUUAUAUAAUAUUCAACAAAACCACAUUUGAGUUAGUGCUAUGAAACUACACACACCGCAUACCUUACACUACACCCUACACAUAUUAUAUUAUAUUUUGUUAUAUUUACAUUAUACAAUGAUGUUGUACUGAACUGAUCAACUAACGGAGGUGCAUGAAAAACAGCUUUGUGCUCUUUGUUCGCACACACUCACACCCUAUUUUCCAUUUGAAUAAAGAUAAAAACGAAUUUAAAAAACAAUA